GCGCAGGGACUGGCUCUCCCGCAGCCAUUUUCUGUCCAACCAAACGGCCGAGCUGAGGCGAGAACCAACCAGGGCUUCAUCGCAGAUGGACGGAGACAGUUCAACUACAGAUGCCUCCCAACUUGGCAUAACAGGAGAAUAUAUGGCUGGUAGUCACUUUGUUCUAGCUCAAGCUCCAGAAGAUGAAGGUGAUGAGGGUCUCGACGACCACGAGGAUGGCAAUGGAAGCAAAGAUAACCUACGUGAACAAGACAUCUAUCUCCCCAUCGCCAACGUAGCUCGGAUCAUGAAGAAUGCCAUCCCACAAACUGGAAAAAUAGCAAAGGAUGCCAAGGAGUGUGUGCAGGAGUGUGUGAGCGAGUUCAUCAGCUUCAUCACUUCAGAAGCCAGCGAGAGAUGCCAUCAGGAGAAACGCAAGACGAUAAACGGCGAAGACAUCCUGUUCGCAAUGUCCACGCUGGGUUUCGACAUGUAUGUGGAGCCUCUGAAGCUCUACCUGCAGAAGUUCAGAGAGGCCAUGAAAGGAGAGAAAGGCAUAAACACCGUAACAGUAACCGAAGGCAUGGGAGAGGAGCUGACCGAUGAGACUUUCACAAAUCCACUACCUGCAGGAAUCAUAACAGCUGAUGGACAGCAACAAAAUGUGAUGGUUUACACCACCUCCUAUCAGCAGAUCCCAGGUGUGCAACAGCUCCAGUUCUCCUGAAGAUGUGCAGAAAUCAACACCUAAUCAUCACGAAUCAGACCUCCACACUUCCACAGGUCAUGAGCAGUGGGGUCUGCUAUGGAGAUCUUCAGUGGACUCUCACAGGUCACAGAGCUGGACUUCUAUGUUUGUUUAGCUUGUUUUUGUGUGUGCUCCGUGUGUGUCUGUGCACACACCUUAUGAUUUUACGUGACUAGUCUGUUGGGUGUUAUUUAUUUUUUUUCAUCAUACAUUUGGAGUUUUAUCCAUGUAAAGGUUUGGGGUAAAAGGGGUCCUGAGUGGGUUCAAAACUAACUCACCCCUCUAUCAAAGCAAUAAAAUAGAACAAAUGUGAAUUUUCCUGCAACUUAGUGGAAUGAGGGCUUUACUCCUUUUUUUUAUAUAGAUUAAAAAUCAUGUUGCAUGUGUAAUUUCAGUUUGAUGA
Messenger RNA from Sinocyclocheilus anshuiensis, 1130 nucleotides. RefSeq names its product nuclear transcription factor Y subunit beta-like. Gene Ontology annotation, cellular component: nucleus; CCAAT-binding factor complex. Bases 86 to 706 code for a protein of 206 amino acids. The transcript has 7 exons. Gene Ontology annotation, biological process: regulation of transcription by RNA polymerase II. The record is from RefSeq and is a predicted model, not a curated record. Gene Ontology annotation, molecular function: DNA-binding transcription activator activity, RNA polymerase II-specific; protein heterodimerization activity; RNA polymerase II cis-regulatory region sequence-specific DNA binding. NCBI's taxonomy places the organism in Eukaryota, Metazoa, Chordata, Actinopteri, Cypriniformes, Cyprinidae.